AAUGGUGGAGGUGGGGCAGGAGUUGCAGCAACAGGGGGAGCAGGGCGGGCUGCCCCCGCAGCAGCAGCAGCAGCAGCAGCAGCAGCUGGCAGCGGUGGUGCCCCGCCCCGUAUCAUUGAUGCCCGGCUGUCCCACCAGCGGGGGGAGGUGGAGCACCCGAUGGGGCCGCAUGCAGCAGCAGCUGCAGCAGCGGCAGCUGCAGCAGCGGCAGCAGUCCGGGGGGUGACAGCGGCGGCAGCAGCACCUGCGGGGCCGGCAGCAGCAGCAGCAGCAGGCGGGGGCGGUGGCGGGGGCGAGCAGCUGCGCGCUGCUCGCGAGUCCGCCGAGCUGCGGCAGCGGGGUGCGGUGCAGCUGGCGGGGCUGCCCACCAGUGUGGAGGGCUUCAAGGGGCACCCGGCGUACGUGCUGAAGCGGCAUAUCGGCAAGUAUGAGGCCCUGCACCCCGGCACCGCCCCCCUGGGACUGCACCGCGGGGAGCCCUACUACCCGCGGCAGCAGCUCAGUGUGCUGCACACGGCGGAGCGCUGGAGGAGGG
This is a messenger RNA of Astrephomene gubernaculifera, 535 nucleotides long. NCBI's taxonomy places the organism in Eukaryota, Viridiplantae, Chlorophyta, Chlorophyceae, Chlamydomonadales, Astrephomenaceae. The record is from the annotation of a GenBank genome assembly.